CCUGUCAGAUUAAGUGUGUGUCGUGUGCCUAUUGAAAUUGUGAUUUUUAAUAUUUUCAAAUAAUCUAUCAAAUUUAGAUUGAAAUGCCAAUAUUUACGCUAUUAAAACUAUUUCGUGCAUCAUAACAUUUCGAUAAAUGACAAUAAAUAAGUUCCGAUGCAGCUUCUUAUCAGACCAACAAAUAAUUUAAAUUUUGGGGUUUUACAUAAUUUGGUGGAGGUCGAAAACAAACACCAUGGCCUAGAUACAUACACAAAGGUGUAAAAGAAGAGAUGUCAAAUUGUCCCCCUGAGGAUAAAAUGUGUGAAACCUUGUUUGAUAGAAGUUAUCUAAAGCAAGGAACCAUGGCAGUGCCAGUGCCCAGUCACGGUUUGUCAGUGCGAUGGAAAGAAUUUGUUUGUGGGGGGGGUGCAGCCUUUUGCAAUAUUAUGAUUAGCUACCCUCUCAAUAAGCUCAUAUUCAGGCAGAUGAUGCAUGGAGUUGAAACAUCAUUAGCUUUAAAUCAGUUGCAGAAAGAAGGUCUGUCUUAUCUCUACCGAGGAAUGCUGCCUCCCCUCAUGCAGCGGACAGUGUCAAUGUCCUUGAUGUUCGGUAUCUAUGAUGAAUGUUUGCAACCCCUACUCAGUUAUAAAACUAAUCCUUUUGUAGCCAAAUCAAUUGCAGGCAUUGUUGCAGGCUGCGUUGAGGCCACACUCAUGCCUUUUGAAAGAGUACAGACCCUUCUUAUACAUCCCAAGUUCCAUAAACAAUUUAAGAACACAGCAGAUGCUUCCCUCCAUAUAGCUAAACAUUAUGGUAUAAAAGAAUUCUAUAGAGGACUUGUGCCAAUACUUCUAAGAAAUGGUCCCUCAAAUGCGUGUUUUUUCAUUAUCCGUGAUGAAAUAACUGUCAGACUGCCACGCCAGGAUUACAUAGUUUACCAAGGCAUACAAAAUUUCAUAGCAGGAGCAUCUAUAGGAGCUUUCCUAAGUACCAUAUUUUAUCCUCUAAAUGUUAUAAAAAUUGGCAUGCAGUGUGAGUUAGGUGGACCCCACAGGUCAAUGGCUUAUGAGUUCAGGUAUAUUCUAGCGACACGAGGCUCCAAGUUUGCAAACUUCUACCAUGGAGCAUUACUAAAUAUUUCUCGAGCAUUUUUAAGCUGGGGUAUUAUAAAUGCAUCAUAUGAAAUUUUUAGAAAAAUGUUAUACACCAACUAGUCAUAUUUACAAAAUUUGAAACAAGUUGUUAUUUAUAAUUGUUUAUAGGUGUUGCUGUGUACAUAGUUAAUUAUGAAAUGAGCAUUAUUUUGUAGACUAUCUGUGUAAGUAUUUAUUUAAUAUUAUUUAAUGCAUUUAUGAAAAACUCUUUAUAAGUAUUCGGCUAUGCCUAAUAUAUGUGUAUGUUAGCUGUGAAUGCAUACCCUUGUUGUGAUAUCGAUUCGCCGUUACGUGCGAAACAAAACAUAUACCGAUUAUAUGUUUGAAAAACAUUGUGUGUCCUACACAUUGCUUUUGUGUGUACAUAAUUCCUAGUAAUAUUCACCACAUAUAUUGGAUAACUUAAAUACUUCUUUAUUAUCCUAUGUUUCUUUAUAAGAAUUCCAAAAUAUAUCUAUUGUAGUUUAAUGGUCAUUGAAUGUUAGAGCUAUACUCAAACCAGCGCGUCGUCAUCGCUUAUUGGAUGCGCUCCUUGGAUACAAAAAAAAAAUAGUUAAAAGCGCUUAACGAAUUUGCGUCGGUUUCUAUAUAGCUUAUGA
Hyposmocoma kahamanoa is the source of this 1735-nucleotide messenger RNA. Its product is annotated as solute carrier family 25 member 51. The record is from RefSeq and is a predicted model, not a curated record. Lineage: Eukaryota; Metazoa; Arthropoda; Insecta; Lepidoptera; Cosmopterigidae. The transcript is spliced from 3 exons. The coding region runs from base 273 to 1196 and encodes 307 amino acids.